Molecule: messenger RNA, 3105 nt
Organism: Uranotaenia lowii
Lineage: Eukaryota; Metazoa; Arthropoda; Insecta; Diptera; Culicidae
Gene: stmA
Product: protein EFR3 homolog cmp44E
Exons: 4
Coding region: 398-2881 (827 amino acids)
Biological process (GO): protein localization to plasma membrane
Cellular component (GO): plasma membrane
Source: RefSeq, a predicted model, not a curated record
AGUUUCGGUUUGUUUCGACAAGUGAACGGAAAAACUUUCUCCAGAAUAUCGUCCUCAGCGUUAUUCUGGCAGAAAAAUUGGGCAAUUUGUUUAGAUAGAAAGCAGCAUUUUAAUCUGUUAUCUAACCAAAGUUACAUUUAUCAGAUAUAUUAGAAUGUUAUCAGAAAGCGUUUAAAACUGUUCGUAAAUAGCUGUUGAAUUUUCUUCAUCGAUGUUUUCGGAAUGGUUUAAUUCGAUUAUAAGAAGAGACUCAGAACCGAGUCAUGUGAGGCAGUGAAUGGCCUAGACAAAUUUGGCUGAUAAGUGUAAUCUCUAAUACAGCUCCUCUUGACGGAGGCGAAAGAUUGAAACGAAGAUCAUCAAUUUUUGCUUGUGUGAAUCUCGCUAAACAAGCAUCAUGUCGAUGAUACGAUGCUGCUUCGAACCGGUGGAAAUGCCAGAGUUCCUGGAUUCAUUCGUGAAAAAGUGCACCGAAGGAUGUUGCUGUGGGUGCUGUUCAGCUUUAAGGCCUCGUUACAAGCGGCUAGUGGACAACAUAUUUCCGGUCAACCCGGAAGAUGGACUGGUUAAAUCGAACAUGGAAAAGUUGACGUUCUACUCUCUACGUUCGCCAGAAAAGCUGGAUCGCAUCGGCGAGUAUCUGUACCAGCGAGCCUCCAAGGACAUCAACCGGAAGCGGUACAAGUUUGUGGAAAUAGCCAUGGAAGCAAUGGAUCUGUUGCUGAUGGCUUGCCAUGCCCAGAUUUUGAACCUUUUCGUCGAAAGCUUUUUGAGGAUGGUUCAAAAGCUGUUGGAAGACACCAAUCCGACCCUGCAGAUUAUGGCAACGAACUCCUUUGUUCGAUUUGCAAACAUCGAAGAGGACACUCCUUCAUACCAUCGAAGAUAUGAUUUCUUCAUUUCUAAAUUCAGCUCCAUGUGUUUCGGAAACAAUGACGAUUUGGAACUGCGAGACAGUAUGCGAAUGGCAGGCAUCAAGGGCCUACAAGGUGUGAUCAGGAAAACAGUUUCGGAUGAUUUGGUGGAAAACAUCUGGGAAAAGCAGCACAUGGAAAAGAUCGUCCCCUCUUUGCUUUUUAAUAUGCAAUCUUCCAGUGGUACCAAAACGUUGGACCAAGAGGCCACACCUUCCACACCACCGGUUCUGGCGGAAUCAGUUCUACGGGAACUCGUUUCCCGAGCUUCAUUUGGACAUAUCCGUGCUGUGUUAAAGCCACUGCUAACACAUCUUGAUAAUCACAAACUUUGGGUGCCCAAUCGUUUCGCAAUCGAUACCUUCCGCAUAGUUAUGAUAUCUAUUCAACCACAGUAUUCUUACACAGUUGUGGAGACACUCAUGUCCCAUCUCGAUCAAAACCUAGCAUCAUCGCCCAAAACGAGAACAUCGCUUGCAGUGGUCCUUUCAAAAAUUAUCGCUAUCGCCGCAGGGGAAAGCGUUGGACCCUCUGCACUUGAUAUCAUCAACAAUCUGCUAACGCAUCUCAAAACAUCGGUCAGCACUCAGCACGAAUCCACCCCAGAAGAAACCCAAUACCAGGAAGCUCUCAUCAAUGCUCUCGGAGAAUUUGCAAAUCACCAUCCGGACUAUCAGAAAAUAGAAAUCAUGCUUUUCAUCAUGAACACCGUUCCCGAUCCAUCGAAAAAAUCCAAGGGCGACCUUCUGCUACAGCAUAUCCUGUUGAAAUCACUCCUGAAAGUGGGCACCCAGUAUCGAACGGUGUCCUUCGAGAAGGCUUUCCCCGUUUCCUUCCUUCAACCGCUGCUGAAAAUGGCUCGCGCUUCUUCCGUCACCAUCCGGGUGAUCGUCAUGCAAAUCUUCCAGCAGCUGCUCGAUCGACACCAGAAUCAGCACCUGCUCAGUGUGAUCAGCAUCGGCAACUAUCCGACCCUCACGAUGGAACAACCAUCCCGGUCCGAUAUUCUGUUCACGCACAAGUACGGCUCCAACAUGCUGCAGGCGCUGAUCGACGGAAUGUCCCUGGAGAACAACAUCGAGGUGCUGAAAUCUUCAUUCAACACGGCCGGUCUGAUGGCGGUGGAGAUGGCCUGCGGCGAAACGGUCCAGGAGUUCCUGUUGUUUGUACUCGGAGUACAACAGGUGGCCAUAACCGAGGCCGAACUUUCGCCGAAGCAUCGCUGCAAUCUGCAUAGCAUCGCCAUCUCACUGCUUAUUCUCGUUGGUCGGUGCACAACCAUCGGAUCCAUCGUCGAGUAUGCGGAAAAGUUGAUCCAGGCUCGCAUGGAGGAAGCCACCCAUCUGCUGCCGCCACUGUUGGACAACGAAAAAUCGGCACCCAGCACACUGAAUACCAACUUGCCACACCUGAUGAUCGAUAAGCUGGCCGUUUCCGAGUGUCUCCAGCAGGCCGGUUUGGAACAUAAUCGGGUCCAGACGGGCACCCCCUAUUCGUUGAACCAAUCGGAUAUGUCCGCCCAUCGACACUCGUGGGUCGAUACCACCGCCGCUCGUAACAGUAUCAUUGACGCCAACUACAACGAAGUGGAAAGCGUGAGCAGCUCCCCGGGGGUCCAGAAACGCUCGCUAGCGUCCGAGUACAACUUCGAAUCGAUGAAGCGGGUGCUGGCCGAACCUACGGAAGCAUCCAAACGAGAGGCUCGCGAAAAGCAAGCGGCCAUCGGUCGAACGUUCCGGGAGACGGCUUUCGAGGAUUUAGUGCGCCGCACCGAACCACAGCACGACGUGCUGCAGAACAAGCUAAACGAAAUAUUCAAUGCCCUGUCGGCCGAACGACAGAUCAACAACUGCAGCAACCAAGCGCUCAUGGUGGCUUCGGCCGGAGCUGGCAGUAUCGUCGUGGAUGGUCAGAAGGGACAGCGUCCAAUCUACGAAAAUAAUUUCCCUGAACUGUUUUUCUAUUAAGGGUUUACAUUAUGAUGGGGUCUUUAGGUUUUCCAACUAGAUCAACAGCUAAAAAUUUUACCUAUUUUUUGUAGAGCAAUUGUUAAAUUUUUGUUGUAUUGUGAUUUAAUUUAUUAGUGGAUAUAACGGAAGGUUCUAACCAAAUGAUGGUCUAAUAGAAUUUUAGAUGGUAUCAGAAAAAAUCUAUAUUUCACCGGAUUCUGGAAAUAAAAUCUUAAAGAAUA